Messenger RNA from Saccharomycopsis crataegensis, 1749 nucleotides. It is a transcript of the gene GPI10, whose product is annotated as putative glycosylphosphatidylinositol-alpha 1,2 mannosyltransferase. Gene Ontology annotation, cellular component: endoplasmic reticulum membrane. Gene Ontology annotation, biological process: GPI anchor biosynthetic process. The record is from RefSeq and is a predicted model, not a curated record. Lineage: Eukaryota; Fungi; Ascomycota; Saccharomycetes; Ascoideales; Saccharomycopsidaceae. Gene Ontology annotation, molecular function: alpha-1,2-mannosyltransferase activity. The transcript has a single exon. The coding region runs from base 1 to 1749 and encodes 582 amino acids.
AUGGUGGAUGAAACUGAAUUGAAGCGGAGGAGGAAGGAGAAAGAAGAACAAGAAGAAGUGGUUGCCAAGGAUGAGCAAGUUGCAGUUCAAAAGAUAGAAAAGCAGAAAACCCAAUACGAAUCUCUCCCGAAACCUUUGGUGAUCCAGUACUUGAUCCUUUUAAGAUUGAUCAACGCGUUCACUGUCAACACUUUCUUCCAACCAGAUGAAUAUUUUCAAUCGCUUGAGCCGGCUCAUCAAUUUGCCUUUGGGUACGGUGAUUUGACCUGGGAAUGGAUAGAUCAGCUACGGUCGUUCAAUUAUCCAUUUAUGUUUUAUUUAUCGUUUAAAUUGAGUGAUUUAUUAGGGUUUGGUGACGUUGGGGUAUUAUUAAUGCCAAAAAUCUUCCAAGGAGUGGUAUCGGCAAUCAGUGAGUUUUAUCUAUACACUUUCUCUCAAAAACUCUUUGGGAACGAAACGUUAGCGAGAGCGGUAUUACUUUUGAGUGUGGUGUCAUCAUUCAACUGGUUUUGCUUCACCAGGACUUUUUCCAGUACAUUUGAAUUGAAUUUGACGAUAAUUGCCCUAAAUUACUGGCCAUGGGAAUUUUUACAGGGGCAAAAGAAAACAAUAGAUUUGUCACAGUUAGGGAAAUCAUUGACGUUUGCGGCGUUGGCGGUGAUCGUUAGACCCACCAAUAUUUUCAUUUGGAUAGUAUUGGGCCCAUAUAUGCUCUUUAAAGUAUCUGGUUUGGGUAAUAAAUUGAAGAUUUUGGGACUCGCAAUGGUUGUGGGAUCAGUGAUUUUCGCCAUUAAUACGGCAAUCGACUUUUAUUAUUAUGAAAGAUUGGUGUUCCCAAUAGUAAACUUUGUGAAAUUUAAUGUUCUCAAUUCCUUUGCCGAUUUUUACGGGAUAAACAGCUGGCAUUUCCAUUUGACCCAAUCGAUUCCAUUCAUUUUGACCAGUUAUUUACCAUUUUUCAUUUUCGGAUUGGUUUGUGGCGAUUUCCAGUUUAAGCUGUUAUUUCUAUCGGUUCUUGCCGUCAAUAUCGGGGUAUUUUCCUUGAUCACCCAUAAAGAAUUCCGGUUCAUUUAUCAAUUGAUGCCAUUUCUUUUGGUCAUUGCCGCCCAAGGGUUUUAUCGAUUCUACAAAUUCUCUACUUCCACCGAUCAAGCAUCUUCUUCUUUGAUUUUCCCACGCUGGGCUGGCAAGGUAGUAAUAUAUGCGAUUCUUAUUAUUAACCUCGCUCUCGGGGUGUUAUUGACUCAAGUCCAGGAAAGGGGAGUAAUUGACGUUAUCAACUUUCUCAAAUUUAAUCCUGACGUCGACUCCAUUGGGUUCCUUACCCCCUGCCACUCGACGCCGCUUCAAUCAUACCUCCACCGUCCAGAUUUGAAUCAUAAAAUAUGGUACUUGACCUGUGAACCUCCAUCAUCAUCGAUGAUGGAUCCGGAAAUAUUCACCACCGAGUCCAUCAAGACAACAUUGGCGAAUUAUAAGGAUGAGUCGGACAAGUUCUACGAUGACCCAAAAAGUUAUUUGGAUAUCCAUUUCCCACCAUUCAAUAAACAGUUCCGUACAAAAGGAAGGGUGUAUAAUUAUGAAUGGCCAACUCAUUUGGUAUUCUUCGAAGCAUUGGAACCAUUUAUGAAGAAUUACUUGCAGAACUCAAAGUACGAGGAAUGCGACAGGUUCUUCAAUAGUUAUUUCCACUGGGACAGUAGAAGAAGCGGGGACGUUGUUGUAUACUGUAAGUGGCCAUGGGAGUGA